UAAAGACACGAAACUUAUGAUUUGAAGCAAGACAACAAUCAGUUCAGGCUAAACCGUCAGAAUGAGUAUUACCAAUUUCGAAGUAACAAAAUUUAUAUUUAUUUUUUACAUGUCAAUAUCGUCUCCCAUGAACAUUAAAAAUUCUCGAAACCAAAUUCUUGGAGAAAUCUUAGUCACUACUAUUAACCAAAAGAUAUAUAUUCGUGAGACAAAACCAACAAUUAAUAACCCAGUACAUAUGUAUUCUCACGUUAAGAUGGCUGAAACUCUACUGAUAGAACGAUUUAACCCACAUAUGAGUCUUAGUUAUGGUACUGGGAGGUCUUCAUUUCAAUGCGAAUGUGAUAAACCCAUAAUCUCCGCUCCUAGAGCUAUGCUUAACAAAAAUGCAGAAAGCGAAACUCAACCAACAAUUCCCAAGGAAGAGUCGAAGAAUUCAACCAAAAAACAAAAAGAAAAACAGAGAGGAACAACAUCUAAACAGUUCAAAACCAUGAUGUAUGCAGCAAAGGUGCACUCUAAAAUGACUUAAUGAAAUUAAUUGUAGACGGCAGAGUGGGUGUGUGUUAUUCCAUUUUUGCAUGUCGCAGGAAACUCGAAGCUAACACUAUCAACAACACCCCAAUUGAAAUUUAAGGAUUACACCCUUAAUAUCAAUCUUAUUGUUAUUAUUAUGAAUAGCUCAAUCCAUACAUUUUACACUAGCCCAGCAAAUUUCCUAGAGCGUUUUUUACAACUACAGUUAUUUGUUUAAAUAUGAAUUUGCAUGUAUGUAUACAAUUAAAAAAAAAAAAUACUUGCAUUGAUGGUGACCUAAAUAUUUCGAAUAAAGUUGCUUACUACCAAUUAUGAUGAGUUGACAUUCCGCAUAAUUAGCCAUAUUAACCAUUGGCAUUUCCACGUAUCAGUUUUAUUACGAUUUGCAAAGUGUUUAGUUGAUUUUUGGUACUGAUAACAUUUGUCAUGAAAUUUUGUUGGGGAAAUAUAUCCUUAGCAUGGCAUAGCCUUGCAUGUGUUCUACUGGGAAUAAGGAUUGCUAGUUCUUCGGAUUUAAUACAAUUCGGGACUUCUUCAGAUCAAGUUAACCCUGCCGAGUAUUAUGCGUUGGCAGAUGGCCAAUAUCCAAAUGUUGGACCAACGGAGGAGCUUAAGCGCACCCAAAGGUCGUUUUGGACCGACUUGUUUAGUCGAGGCAUUUUUGCUGACAGGGAAUGUACUGCCAACUGUAGGAUCGAUGCUGGUGACGGGUCAACACCUAAUGAUUUUCCACAGCCCUUUCAACCGUUUCCACAACUACCACCCUGGCGUCCUUUUCAGCCAUUAUUUGGUGGAAACUGUCAGAGAUGUGUUUGCCCGGAGUGCGAAGUUAGCUUUGCCGGCAAUCCAGCCAAUUCAUAUAAUAGUGAUAAUAACAACUAUGGUGACGGUACAUCAGUUUAUCGUCCAAGCGAUGAAAGCGAAAAAAAUACUGCGAACCAUCCCAUUAGCAACAACUAUGUUCCCACACAAGAGGAAAAAGAAUCUUACAGUAUCACAACACAGCCUACUGACUCGGGAAACCUUACUGAAAAUACUACUCAGCAAGUUCAGUAUGAAAGCAAUGGAGAUUCAGCCGAAGACCAUUAUACUAAGAACUCGCUGCCAGGUGAACAAAGUGAUGAACCGGGAGACAUUUCAAAGUCUAAAGUUCCUCAGAUAUUGUAUCAACCUAUUAUUUAUGUUACAUCGCAGUUCCAAGAACAUGCUAAAAACCUUAUUGGCCCAAAAUCAGUUACCCUCGGUGUUUUGCCACCACCACCACAAUCAAAUAACGUUGGAGGGGCGUCCCUACCUGAAUAUGACACAGUUACAACACCAGUUCAAGCGGAUUUUAAACAAAGUUUAGUGCCGUUGACGUCGUACUCUGAAGACAGCAACUGCAACGAAGCAGUAUCGACCAAUGCAGGUGAACACUGCCAAGGAUUCCAUUACGCCCACCCUCAAUAUCCCAGCAUUCCUUCUGUUUCGACUUUGUACGCAGUAAUAUCUCCGCAGCAAACUGCUGUACAUACGAUCGAUUGCAAUCGAUUAUACCACAAUGAAGAUAACGCUGGCCCUGCUAAGUAUUCACUUGCAACGAAUUUCUACGACAAUAAUCAAAGACAUCACCCAGUUCCACCGAUUACACUCACAUGUGAUGAUCAACCGUAUCGGGUGUGCCCGGAACUUUUCGAGGACUACAAUCGUCAACUGAACAAACAUAAUUCCUGGACAAUGGCUUCUUCUGCCUACCCGUGUAAUCCCAAAAAUACAUUUAUAAACGCUCAAUUGAUAAGUUACUGAAUGUAUUUACACAUAGUUCACUAUCCUGCAAUUAAAUAAAGACACAUCCACAAUAUAGAAUAUUUAAA
This is a messenger RNA of Musca domestica (house fly), 2390 nucleotides long. RefSeq lists its product as uncharacterized. NCBI's taxonomy places the organism in Eukaryota, Metazoa, Arthropoda, Insecta, Diptera, Muscidae. The record is from RefSeq and is a predicted model, not a curated record. The transcript is spliced from 2 exons. The coding region runs from base 964 to 2322 and encodes 452 amino acids.